This is a messenger RNA of Postia placenta MAD-698-R-SB12, 513 nucleotides long. RefSeq lists its product as hypothetical. The transcript has 5 exons. The coding region runs from base 1 to 513 and encodes 170 amino acids. Lineage: Eukaryota; Fungi; Basidiomycota; Agaricomycetes; Polyporales; Adustoporiaceae. The record is from RefSeq and is a predicted model, not a curated record.
AUGGCGCGUGAUGACCGCCAGCGGCUUGACAGCAAAAGACAAGCUGGUGAUGUGCAGCUCAAAUUGAUAUCCUUGAGAAAUCCUCGGGAUAUCCUUGGGAGAUUCUCGAGUGUCGAAUUCGAGGCUCGUGAAGGACAUCGCCUCGCAUCGAAGCAACCCCAGGUUGGGAAGGGCGCGAACCCGUCGGCUAAAGAACACGACUGCGGAGAAAUCCACAGCACCCAGACCGAGCAGGAUGACAGAAGCGAACGCAGACAGGUGCAGGGAAACCUCUGGGCGUGGACCGCCGGCACGCCAUUCGAGAUUGUCGAUUCAGCAAUGCGUUCCAAACAAAGGCGAAUAUACCGAACACCGGAAAUCAGACCACUUCCAGGCACGUCAGACCUGAUGGAGUUCGAGAUAGCCGGUUGGCAGCUGGCUUGCCCUCAGGCGCCGUCAGAAGACAUUGAAACACGUCUGUCCGAAUGGGGAGAAAUUGGCGGGAUGGCAUCAUCGGACGCAUCCAGGACAUGA